This is a messenger RNA of Cololabis saira (Pacific saury), 2256 nucleotides long. It is a transcript of the gene mycbpap, whose product is annotated as mycbp associated protein. The record is from RefSeq and is a predicted model, not a curated record. NCBI's taxonomy places the organism in Eukaryota, Metazoa, Chordata, Actinopteri, Beloniformes, Belonidae. The transcript is spliced from 17 exons. The coding region runs from base 118 to 2256 and encodes 712 amino acids.
GUAUCCGUCCAUCAGCGAUCAGCAGCUGACGAAGUUAAAAAUACUCAUCCAGUGAGCCGAGACUGUCAACCUCUGGACUAUACAGGCCAAGAGGGAUUUCAGUUUGAUGAGAAUGGGAUGAUUCUUCCACACAGCAUCUUGGGUUCCUUAGAGGAUUUUAGAAGUUACCUUGAGGCCAAAGGAGAGACCGAAUUAGUGAAACGAAUACCAACCUCUGUAAACAACUACACAUCUGAGACCACAGGAAGGCGUCACAUCAACACGGUAAAGAGGGAGAGUUUCUCAGCCCACAGAAACAUCCAGAGUAAUGCUCUGCAGAACUGGGAACAACAUGCAAGGCAUCGCAGACAGCAACAGGACUUCUUAUCUCACCUGCUCAACGAGCCGGUGGAAAACUUGCUGAUGAACAAAGCUAACCAUUUCAGAGAAAUUCAGGAGCAAAGGGAAAUUCUAAACCAAGCUUUGCCAAACAUCUUCUCUGGAUAUGGUUAUCGAGUGGGAAGUGAGUUUUGGAGUCUCCCGCAGCAUCUGGGAGAUGAAAUGAGUGGUAUUACAGCCACUCUGACUCAGACGGAGCUGGGAAAACAGAAACCUAUCACGCGUGUAGGACAACCGAACAGCAUACGCCAGCAGUUAGGACUUUCUGCGGAAACUCCCAAAAAUCCGGCUGGCUGGGACCAGAGUGUAUACCUUCAACAACAGUGCCAGGAACUUAAAGAUGUUUUGGAGGACAUGGACAUCAGAAAGCCAGACAUCAGUGCAAUAGAGGUGGUCUGCUCAGGAAAGCCAUUCAUCCCUGAGUGUCGAAGUCCCUUAAUGGAGGAUAAGGAGGAGGAGAAAGGGCACAAGGAGAUGAAAGAGAGGAACUUGGGUCCAUUAGCAAAGUUCGAUGAUGUGCAAAUAGAACCUAAGCCCAUCCCUGCCCUGAGGGUGUGUGGUCAGCUUGCUAGCUGGACUGGGAACGUUCCCUCUAAGCAGGGGGAAGUAGGAAUCAGCACCUCAAUUACCUUUGAAGCCCUGGUAGGAGAAGUAGCCUUGUCCAACCUGGAGCUACACAACGAGGGAACUACAACUAUCUUUUACAGCUGGACAAAGAUUACCCCUCCACAACGUUUCACUCACCUUCAUUCACAAACCAAGACAGCCUUCUAUUUCAAUACCUCUCCGGGUGUGAUCCUUCCCCGUGAAACCCAGCAGAUAGAGUUUAUAUUUAAGUCAUAUAACCAAGGUGUCAGAACUGAACUUUGGCAGCUCAACACCCAUCCCCUAUUGAUGCAAGGAGCCUCCAUGCAACUUGGGCUGAUGGGAGUCUCCCUGUGCCAGGACAAAACCGCAGACCAGAGGUUAUUUUUAGAGACCAAGUUGGAAAAGAAAGUGGCAAAAAAUAUAUGUCGUUCAAUAGUAUAUGAGGUGCUUCAGGGGGUCCACAGCCCUGAAAGACCCAGCUCACCUACAGAACUUUACAUCACUGAAGAGCAGCAGUUCUGGAUCAAAAACCCCGAGUUUCAGGACCUUAAAAAUCCAGUAGAAGCCCUGGAGAGAAUGUGGCUUAAAGUGAGUCCAGGACACGCUUGGGAUCUAUCUGUUGAUACACUGCGACAGACUGUGCUUUCUCUGCCCCAUGAGGGAGCAUCACUGGAGUCCUCGGCCAGAGAAGAGAGCCUUGUUGAUCUCAAUGCUCUGCUUCUGCAACUCUCUGAGCCUUCUUUACUAAAACGUCACAAUCCAACAGCUCUCGCUAUAGGGCAGCAGUCAUGGAAGAAACUGCUGGACACCAUGAGUGAGGAAGCCAUGAGGCUCAGACCUCUGCUGGGUCUUCCAGAAAAAAAAGGAUGGAUUGAUGAAAAUCAAGAAUCAAUAUUAAGUCCGGAUGUGGGUGGUAAUGCACACAAAGAUGACCAGAAUGAGAAAAAGUCAGAAGGCAGUGAGGAAUCUAUCAAUGUGCAGAGAUCGAAAUCUAAAGAUGACAGCAGACCACAGUCCAAGCCACCAAUGGUUAAGAAGCCAGUGAAGGAUGACGUACGAAAGCCCGCUAAAACAAAGAAAGGAAAGGAGUCUAUCUCACCGAUCACUGCUCCAGAAAACAUCAUUCAACAACCAGUUGAGGAGCAGUGUGUAAACUCGGAGGAGGAACUUCAUACUUACAAAAGGCUUCUACACAGAAAGGUUUAUGGUCUGAUGGAGGACCUGCUGGACAACAUGUGUGACCGGAUGGAUGGACUUACUGAAGGAGAAGAGCAGGAGACAGAUAACUGA